UAUACUGGAAAACCAUAUCAACUAAUAAAAAUGUUAUUUCAUUUAGUCCCGCCGACGCGAGUUCGUGGGGUUGAACGUUAUCCGCAUGUGCCUAUCCGUCGAAUGAAUGAAACAAAGCUAUCAAUUUAUAGUUUACUGCAAUGAAAGAAUAUCAAUUUCGUGUUAUUUUUAGAAAUUUAUUACUUGUUUACAUUACUUGCUUUUACAAUACCCGUUUCAGUAGAAGAAUAUAAAAAUAGACAUCGGAUUUCCCAUCUUUAUUUUCGAAACUUUCAUGUUUGUAAAUUACUGAUAUAUUGAGUAACGAUGACAAAUAGGUUAAACCCCUUUUCAUACUGAAACUUUAAUUAUUUCUGCCUUUUUUAAACUUCCGUGUAUAGAAAUUGAAGCUACGGAAUUGUAAAGUUCUCUUCAGUAUAAUUUUGUUACUGUACGCUGAAGUAUUAACAACAUGUAAUCCAACGUUUGUCGUGCGAAUUACAAGCUAGAAAUGUCUGAGCCUGAAAAAGACCCUUUGCAAGGCACGAACAUAACAGAACAGACAAGCCGCAACUGGGUACUAAUUCCGGAAAGGAUUACUAAACGUGUUUGCAUCAUAAGGUUAAUAGUUGUGGCAAGUCUUUUGCUCAUCGCGUUGGUCAUCGCGUUGGUCAUCGCGUUUUCUUUGGGGCACAAAGAUGAGACAAUUGCAGACAAUAACCAUGUAUAUCCGUCCAUGCACAAAGGAGACCAUAGUUCCGAAGGCUUUGGUGUUACAGAUGACUUAAUUAUCAACUCAAAUGUAUGCAGCAACGACAAGUGCAUUCUGUUCAAAACAAAUGUAAUUUCAGAAAAUAUUCCUUAUGGAUCGCUUUCCUGUGACGAAUCCAAUGGAAAUAUAAGAAACUCAUCUUGUUACCUCUGUAACAACACAUGUACAACAAUAGAUGACCUAAUUCAUAUGAAGAUGAUCAAUUGCAUAAACAGUUCACCGACAGAAAUUAACUGCUGCUUAAUUGCACAAAUGGCCAACUUGAACCGAAUGACUGAAGGAAAAUACAGAUGUUACAGUGCAUCUGUACACGAGAAAUACAAUAAGACGGUUGUACAACCUCUGUUGCAAUGUCCAUUUGGUUGGAAAGGAGAGCAGUGUCAAGAGCAAAAUACAGAACCAUUCGUUUGCAAGUGUUUCAAGUACAAGCAUAAGUUUAUUGACCAGGAAAAGUUGACUGAGUGUAACGAAAAACCAAAGACAAGAACAGAACGCAUCUCUACAUGUUUCAUGUCCAAGAAUAUAAAUGGUGUUCAGCACAAUUGUUUAUGCAGCAACACAAAGGUUGCAGAAGCAAAGAACCUGGACAGUUCUGAAAAUCAGGACACACAAGUAUAGCAGAGUAGUUGUUGGAAAGUUUGCCAUGCCUUGGAAUGAUAGGAUAGGAAAUUUGACAACACCCGAAAGCAUGACAAAGUUUAAUAUAUUUGCCUAAACAUGAAUUUAUUAUAAAUUUCCUUAUUAUUCUUUCUAUAAGGUUUGCCUUCGUCAAAAUUUUACGGGCGUUUUGGAGUAACAAUUCGAAGAUGUAUCAGAGUUUUUAAAAGUGCAUUCAUUUCGUGGAGACAAUAGGUUUAGAUAGAUACUCCUGUUCAUUUUUUGUAAAUGGAAACGGCAUUUAUCUCUAAUAACAUUUACUUGAAAUGCAUUUUAUGACUUUGCAUUUACGUUACUUUUUUAUUUUGGAGAAACUUUUAAACUUAUUUCACGUAGAUUUUUAGAAAAAGCACUUUCAUAUUUUCAAUAUAUCACUAGAUUUUAUUCAUUUAGUGAGCAAUUUAUUUCUGCAGUUACGAGCUAUAUGAUUAAAGUUUGUUUUAUUUGUCUAAAACUUUGAAAAAUCGUUCCAAACCGUCAAGAUUUAUAUUGAAGGAAUCUGCAGAAACCUCGAAAAAUGACAAAAGGUUACUGUUAUAACGAUAAACAUAGUACAAGAGACUUGGUAAAAAUCUCACCGCAAAUGGCGAUAUCUAUUUCGAAACAGAAUUUUAAAAAAAUGCAAUUAUUGAGUGUUUUCCACCUGUCAGUCACAUGACAAAUAACAACAUAAUAUGUGUAUAACGCUUGCCAAUUUAAAUGACAUAUAUUAACGUUUAACUGCACUAAUAAGCUAAUUUAAAAAAUCUUAAACGACUUAUUCUCAUGGAUUGAUAUUGACCAAACUUGGUCAAUAGCAAGGGCAAAAGGUCAUGGUCCUCCUCAGGUGAGCGAUUAAGGCUAUUUUGUCAUCUUGCUGUGUAUAACUAUUUACAAAAAGUGAUACAUUUUUAAUUUGCAAUGUCUAUCACUCGUUGUCUCGAAGUAUUUUAGCUCACAUGAGCAUAUAGUCCUCAUGGCGAGCUAUUGUGGUCACACUGUGUUCGUUGUAUGUACAUGCGUCCGUCUGUCCGUCAAGUUGCCCUUCCGUCGUCAAUAUUAAUGUUUAAACGACAUCUCCUCCAAAACAAAUAAAUGAAUUUUGAUGAAACUUGGCCAAUAUGUUCAUUGGGUGGUUCAAACUAUUUCGCUCGGUUGCACAAAGAGACUGCCACAGCUAAAAAAUGAAAAAAAAAUCUUCACACAAUAUCUCCUCCUAGAAUAAUUUCAAACAAAUGAUCCUUAUGUCACUCUCUACCAAUAUUGUUCAAAUUAUACAAAUUCGUCAAAAAAAACAACAUGGUAGCUGGAGGGUGUGAUCACUUUUCCCUACAUGUAUAUAUAGUGGAAAAAUGUUCUUGUAUGAAACUGCUCGACCGAUUUUAGAAUAAUUUUACGCAUAUGGUCCUUGCGUGGCUCUCUGCCAAUAUUGUUCAAAUUAUUUGGAUUUGUCUAAAAGCAUGGCCGCCAAAGGGCGUGGUCACUUUUCCCUAUAUGUGUAAAGUGGAAACAUUAAAUUCUUCUUUUGUGAAACUGCUUGUCCGAUUUUAGAAUAAUUUUACACAGAUUGUCCUUGUGUGACCCACUACCCAGAUUGUACAAAUUAUUUUGUCUUGUCAAUAAACAUGGCCACCAGAGGACGUGGUCACUUUCCCGUAUAUGUAUUAAGUGGAGAUUUCAAAAAUCUUUUUGUGUGAAACUGCUGGCUUGAUUUUUGAAUGAUUUUACACAAAUCUUUCUUGUGUGACCCUUUACCAAAGUUGUUCACAUUAAUUUGAUUCGUCAAAAACAUGGCUGCAAGAAGGCGUAGUCACUUUUCCCUGUAUGUAUACCAUGAACAUUUUGAAAAUCUUCUUGUUUGAAACCGCAAGCCCGAUUUUCAAAUUAUUUUACACAAAUGGUUCUUGUGUGACCCUCUAACAAGAUUUUUCAAAGGGGAUGUGGUUACUUUUCAAUGAUAGCUAGAGCCUUGAUAUUUUGCGUGUGAUAUCAAAUUUGUAAUGUCUACCAUAAUUGUUCAAAUGUUUGCCCUAGGUUCAAAAGUGUGUGUAACAUGCAUAUCAUAUAGGCUAAACAUAGAAGACACCUAACUCUGUACUUACGCAAACACACUUGAAGCCUUGUACACAGAUGAGCGCUUAAGCAUCUAUGACCCUCUUGUUGCUAAUAUUUUGUUUGUGUUAUUCUCCAUGUUGCGAAUAACAAGUAUUUUUUCAUAUUUUUUGUUUGUUUUAUGUUUCUUUUUACGAGUUACAAAUAUUUCUAUGCAUAUGCUUUCUUUGUCUAUGCUUCAUGUUACGAAUUACAAAUAUCUUAACGCAAAAAAAAAAAACACUGUUAUAAGGUGUUACAACACUCUUAAAACUUAGGAGCGCGGCAUGUUCUCAAUCACAAAUCGUAUCUUCUCUGAAUCUAUUUACCCACUUUCAAGGAUUUUCUGUUUGCCAUAAUCGGAGAUAAUAUUUGAGCGUAAUAUCGUGUAUCCCAAGAUAUAUCGGACGACACGCAGAAUGCUGUUUUCAGUCAUGUUGGCUCAAUACAAGAUAAGAACUAUUUUAUGUCGUCUCCAUCGGUUUUAAAACCUUAGACGGUUUUUACUCCUUAAGUCUUGGCGAAAAUAUUUGCCGGAUUGUCAUAUGCAGAUGCAAGCUUGUUCUAAAAGUUAUCAAACGGAUAUCGAUAUUUCACAACAUUUCAAGUAAGUAAAGGUCAAUAAUUCUGUCCUAAUUCUGUCGAUUUUAACUGAAAUAUAACCUGUCAUGCAUUUUAUAAUAAUAUACCUUUUUACUUCAUAUGAAAUCAGUCCAUUCAUCUGUCAAGUUUUAUGAACUUACAACCAAAUGUUAAGUGAAAUGUCAUGUUAUCAUGUUUUUCUGCAGGAGCAUGAAUAGUUUGCAUCAGGAAGGAAAUGUGUCUGAUGUCCGGACUAGUAUUCUCGUUAAAGUGGUAUAAUUUUAUAAAGCCUGUACUGUAGAAGUCUACGUUCUAUGUAUCGUAUUACAGUUUCUUUUUACCACUAAGUGGAAAUAUCGAACAAGAAGUCUCAGUUAUUAUUAUGCAUAUUUUGUACCUGGUGUUUAAAAAGAUACGAUAAUGUACAUGUAUAUAUUGUUUAUUGUAUACCUUCUCCGAUGAACCAUAUCAUUGUAUGCAUUUGUUAAACACUGCCCUGCUAUGUAUUAUGUUUUGGUCUUCCUCAUGGGCUAUUUUGCCUUAUGGAACUUUGGAAAAUAAAACUAUCAAAACUAUA
This is a messenger RNA of Mercenaria mercenaria, 4637 nucleotides long. RefSeq lists its product as uncharacterized. The record is from RefSeq and is a predicted model, not a curated record. The transcript has 10 exons. NCBI's taxonomy places the organism in Eukaryota, Metazoa, Mollusca, Bivalvia, Venerida, Veneridae. The coding region runs from base 491 to 1369 and encodes 292 amino acids.